Molecule: messenger RNA, 5540 nt
Organism: Peromyscus maniculatus bairdii (prairie deer mouse)
Lineage: Eukaryota; Metazoa; Chordata; Mammalia; Rodentia; Cricetidae
Gene: Col23a1
Product: collagen type XXIII alpha 1 chain
Source: RefSeq, a predicted model, not a curated record
UUUGCAUAGAGGGAACUGCCCGCAGUGGCCGCUGAGUUGGAGCGGGCGGCUAGGGGGGCGUGCGCGAUCCGCGGCCGCCGGGACGCCGAUCCCCGCAGCCGCCGACCUGGAUUCGCCCCGGGCCGCAGCGCCGACGCAGAACCGGCUGGACGCUAUGGGCGCGGGCGAGCGCCCGGCGGGCGGGGGAGGCGUGCAGGACCCUCGCGCGGGCUGCGGGGCCCGGGUGCUGGGCGCGCUGUGCCUGUUGCUGUCGGUGGGCUCGGCCGCUGCCUGCCUGCUGCUGGGCGCCCAGGCGGCCGCACUGCACGGCCGAGUGGCGGCGCUGGAGCAGGAACGCGAGCUGUGGCGGCGUGCGGGGCCGUCCGGAGCCCUGACCACCUGGGCCGAAACGCACCUGGAGCGCCUGCUGCAGGAGAAGUUGGAUGGAGUCGCCAAGCUCCGGACAGUUCGGGAAGCCCCCUCCGAGUGCGUCUGUCCCCCAGGUCCCCCUGGACGGCGUGGCAAACCUGGACGCAGAGGUGACCCAGGUCCUCCAGGGCAAUCAGGACGAGAUGGCUACCCGGGACCUCUGGGUCUGGACGGCAAGCCAGGACUUCCAGGCCCCAAAGGGGAAAAGGGUGCACCAGGAGACUUCGGCCCGCGGGGAGCCCAAGGGCAAGAUGGAGCUGCAGGACCUCCUGGGCCCCCCGGACCACCUGGGGCCCGAGGCCCUCCUGGUGACACUGGGAAAGACGGCCCCAGAGGAGCUCAAGGCCCAGCGGGUCCCAAAGGAGAACCUGGACAAGAUGGCGAGAUGGGCCCCAAGGGACCUCCAGGACCCAAGGGGGAUGAUGGGAUGCCCAGCCAGCCAGGACUCCCUGGACCCCCAGGGCCCAAGGGUGAGCCAGGGGAUGUGGGGCCCCAAGGAGAGAAUGGAGCGGACGGUGCCCCAGGACUGAAGGGGGAGCCCGGCCACCCAGGUGCAGAUGGAGCCACAGGGCCUCGGGGUCCCCCAGGCCUCAAGGGAGAACAAGGUGACACAGUGGUAAUCGACUAUGAUGGCCGGAUCUUAGAUGCCCUGAAGGGUCCUCCUGGGCCACAGGGAGCCCCGGGGCCACCAGGGAUCCCUGGAGCCAAGGGUGAACUUGGAUUGCCUGGCGCCCCAGGAAUCGAUGGAGAGAAGGGUCCCAAAGGACCAAAAGGAGACCCAGGAGAGCCUGGGCCAGCUGGGCCCAAAGGGGAAACAGGAGAGAUGGGCCUGUCAGGCCUUCCGGGUGCUGAUGGUCCCAAGGGAGAGAAAGGAGAGUCAGCAUCUGACCACCUACAAGAGAGCCUGGCCCAGAUCAUAGUGGAGCCAGGACCCCCAGGUCCUCCUGGCCCCCCUGGCCCCAUGGGCCUCCAGGGGAUCCAGGGUCCCAAGGGCCUGGAUGGAGCCAAGGGAGACAAAGGUGCAUCGGGCGAGAGAGGCCCUCACGGCCUGCCUGGACCAGUUGGCCCACCGGGCCUUAUUGGGCUGCCAGGAACCAAAGGAGAGAAGGGCAGACCUGGAGAGCCAGGACUCGAUGGCUUCCCUGGACCCAGGGGAGAAAAGGGCGACCGGAGUGAACGUGGAGAGAAGGGGGAGCGAGGGGUUCCUGGCCGGAAAGGAGUGAAAGGUCAAAAGGGAGAGCCGGGCCCCCCAGGCCUUGACCAGCCCUGCCCCGUGGGCCCUGACGGGCUGCCCGUGCCUGGCUGCUGGCAUAAGUGAUCCUCAGACAUGGCUCCCAACCUGUACAGAUCCGUUUGGAUGUUUUUAACUUGUGUAAAAGCAAAACAGUAAUAUAUUGAUCUUCUUUAUGGGAUGUGCCAACGGUGGCCUUGUAACAUUUGAGAGUGUGCCAACCAGCCCCCGGACAACCUGCACAGGAAGCCAGCAGGAAAGAGGACAGACAGGCCGCUCUGGGGAAACUCGUGCCUAAAGGGGCCCCCCCGGCAGGGCCUGGCUUCCCUAGAGAAGCUGACGAAGGUGAAAACGUUUGGCUCAGGUGAGGCUGGACAGACUCCGGGUUGGGCCUGCAAUCACCUGAUUAGCAGAGACACACCACUGUCCCCUGAAGCCCCACUGCCCCGACUUCUCACUGUCCAAAAGACCCCCUUGGACGACUGCUGUGCCUUCUUGCCUCUGGACCCGGCCACGGGCAGCUGCAUUGGGACCCUGUGUUCAACGGGGCAGGCGAAGAUCCCUAGAAUCCAGCACUAGGGAAGAAGGUGAUGGAAAGGAGCCCAACAGGGCCUCGCUCUACCCAAGUUCAGCAAGCCACCCUGUCAUCGGAGCUUGUAUCCUCCGGCCUCGGGAAAUGGCGGGCUCUGUGAAUACCUCAGUGUGGAACCAGCUGCAGGCAGCUCAGUGACCCCUGACUGCAGGGUAAAGAGACCCAGAUGCAUUAGUUGCUACUUCCGGUCUCCGUAUCACCUCACCCAGAGCAGGAACAGAAGGAGGCUUUGUCAGCCCUGAGGAGACAUGCCUCCUGCUCAGAACUUGGGUCUCCCUGACCCCAAGUCUCCCACCUAGAACUCUGGUCAGAAGCCUGGCAGAAACCAGCCUCCUCGUAGGUGGUACAGACAUCGUGAACCCAAAGGCUGGCCCCUGCAAGCCUGAGCAAACCGCCUGUGACAGAAACCCCUGUCCCCUGAGAAGGGGCUCCAACACCUCUAACAAAGGUUCCUAGCUACCCCGCUCCAGCCACGGCCUCACAUCCCUCUCCGCGUAAAGGUGCCGUGAGGAAUAAACCACACACGUGUGUCUGGGUGUGCCUGUGUUGCAGAUUUCCCUGGUCACCUCCAGCUGAGUUCAUCCUGAUGGUUCCUCCCUGGGGGCAGAGCCAUCCCAGAAUCCAGAGGAUAUAGUUCAGGGUUAGGAGAUAGGAGGGUAUAGCCUCAAGGCCUGGACCCACACAUGUCAGCAGAAUCCUGGGACCAGUCACAUGUCACAAAGUCCCUGUAUGCCCUUCUGCUAUGCUUACUAAGCAAGGACACUCUAAACUUGUUGCCUCAGAAUAUUCAUUCUCUCAGUUCUAAGGAUUCAGAGGACCAGCUGGGUGGGUCUCUCUCGGACUCAUCCUCAUCUGGUGACUGGUGCCUGCCAGCUAGGAUCCCAAUGGCCUUGACACCUGCCUACCUAUGACCUGUUGGAAUGGCCUGGGCUUCCUCACAGCAUGGCAGCAGGAUUCCUAGAGAGCUGUGUCGCCUUUUAUGAUGAAGCCUCCAAAGUCAUAUACUGUCACUUGCUGCCAGAGUCAGAGGUUCGUCCCAAUUGAAGGGGAAGAAGACAGACCCACCUCUCAAUGAGCAAAGUGUCAAUGUCAUAUUUAAAUGAGAAGAUGUGGGAGAGUAGAUCUUGUUAUAGCCCUUCAAAAAUAAAAUAAAACCAGCUUUUUCAUGUAGCCCAGGCUAGCCUUGAACUCACUAUGUAGCUGAAGAUAACCUUAAAUUUCUGACACCACCACCACCACCACCCUGCAGUCUCUACUUCCAAGUGCUGGAAUUACAGUUGUGCACCACCAUGCCCAUUUUUUUUUACAGUGCUGGGAAUCGAACCUAAGGCUUUAUGCAUACUAGGCAAGCACUUUACCAACUAAGCUACAUUCUUAGCCUUUGUUGUAGCAUCUUAAAUAAUGCCUCCUGCCACUCAUCUGUAGCCUGAGACAGUAAUGCUCACAAUUCAAAUGUGGUUCGGUAUAUUCAGCUUUGGGGAAUACACAGGGAGUCUAGAACAGGUCAGACACCCCAAAGUACCUGUGCUGGCUGUCCCCGCUGUAUCCUCUCCAAGUCCUAGUAGUAACCAGAGUCCUGCCUAGUGGGUCCAUGUCUUCCCUCUGUAUGUCCUUACAACAACUUGAAGAGAGAUGCCCAGCCAACGUGCCCAUUUUCACAGAUGACAAAAGCACUUUCUCUGCACUCAGCAAAAAGCAGGAGGCUGUGUUAACACUCUCUCCAGCCUCUUUCCUCCAAGGACUGGGGUCUACAGAACAGCACACUUACCAGACCAUACACAUAGAUUCCUUAGUUUGCAGAAGGGACCCAGCCCCACCCAGGUUAUGUCAAGUCCCUGCCUCUGUCCCCCUGAGGAGCUGACAAUAAGUGGGCAGACCGUGCUCUCUGCCAGUUGACGGAAUCAACUGGGGAAACCAGAAAUAAAAAAAAGAAGACAGAUGUAGUGGGCCAAAAUGGCCAGUGUGGCUCACUGGUGCCCAUGGCUGCUUUGGAGAUGCAGAAUAGCCUCCCAGCCCACCACACACUGUAGUUAGCAAUGCACUCCUCUCUCCACCUAAGAACUUGACCUCCUCAUCAGUCCUGCAAAGGGACUGCAGUGGUAGGCAUCGCUAUGUCCAUUUUACAUACAGGAAAUCUGAAGCUCAGAGUGGGUAGUCAUCUGCUCAGGAAUGCACAGCCAGGCUGGAGUGAUAGGCUUGGGAUUGGACCCAUGCUCUUGGAAGUCACCUAACUGAUCUUCCGAAUUGUUUGGCUGUGCAUGGAAUCUGCUGGGCAGCCCCUUGACAAUGGGUGGACCGCAAGUAGAGCUUGGUAGAGGUGGAAAGCCAGUUUCUCAGCCUGGCUGCAAUGGACCAUUCUUGGCCCGUUGCUGCCCCCUUGUGGCCUCAUACCUUAUAUCCUUGCAAUUGGACAUACAAAGCCACUGAGUCCUAUGCCAGCCUGGAGUGAGGACAGAGAGAAUGACUUGUUCAAGGUCCCAGAUGAGACACUGGGGAAUGCCCUGCCUCACCAAUAAGCCUCAAGGACUGAGAGGCCUUGGGUCUCCCUGGCAAGAGGGACAGUUCUCUGUAAGUCACACAAUUCUGGAAGAGAGGAGUCUGUUUAUUGUGUCCUUGAGUGUUCCGUGCCCCAUGGCAACUAAAGGAACCACCAGGAUGGCUGUCCCCCUGGACAGAUGGACCUGAGGCUUGAGAGAAGCUGACUGACUCGAUUCCCAUCCUUAAAGGAAGCUUUGAGGUAUCAGGAGUGGGGGACACUCCUGGCAUUCAGUGGACAGAGUCAAGGUUAGCAUACAUCUGAAAUCCUGGACACUCUUGUCCAGUGGUAAAGCUGCUCCCAGAGAAUGCCAGCUGAGAAAACCCUGCCCUAGAGUCAAGGGGUGGGAGCAGGGUACGUUUGCUUGCUUGUUGAGAAAGGGUCUCAGUAUAUAGCCUCGACUGGUCUCUAACUGCCUCAGCCUCCCCAGGGCUGGCAUGACAGGCUCCGCCAUGCUCCCCUCUACCUCCAAGUCUUGCUCACCCCUUCUCUCCUCUCAGUCUGUGCCCUCCUGGCCUCCGGUGUCGUCCUGAAGGUCAGAAGCCAGAAAAUGGACAGAGGACCUUUAGCCUGGGGCCAGGGGCAGGGAGGAAGAUGGACUCUUGGAUAGUUUUAGGGUUGAAAACAUGCAAUCCACUCAGUCUGGGGAGAUGGAAGAGCUCUGUGGCUGGGUGGUGGUGACAGGGUGAGAAUGUACACAUGCCUCUGAAUUGUACCCUUCAAAAUGGUUUUUUAUGUAUAUUUUACCACAAUAAAAACAAGAAAUGAAAGAA